Molecule: messenger RNA, 821 nt
Organism: Rhopalosiphum maidis (corn leaf aphid)
Lineage: Eukaryota; Metazoa; Arthropoda; Insecta; Hemiptera; Aphididae
Exons: 2
Coding region: 68-658 (196 amino acids)
Source: RefSeq, a predicted model, not a curated record
CAACACUGCACGCAGAGUUCUUCCUGUAAGCACGACUAUAGCUGUGUUGUAAUUCGUAUAAGCAACUAUGAAUUCAUCAAUGUAUCCAAACAUGACCAGUGUAACAGUAGUAGCGGUGAUGUUCGUUGCAGUCAUCCUGGUUGCCGACAUCGCGGAAGCAGCUGCGGCUGCGGCUCCACAAGCGCCACAGCCGGUGCAUCUGCAGACGGCUCAGUUCGGACCGGAAGCCAGAGGAUACGCGGCCGGUUACGGUUAUGGCGGCGUCCAAGUGCCGGUGAGCGUCCACGCCGCGGCCGUCGUCGGCAAGUCGGUGCCCCUACACCAUCACCAGCAGCAGUACUAUGCCGACGGGCCCUCGGUGGUGGUCGGUUAUGCGCCGUCGGCCGUCUACAAACCGGACCUGUCGGCGUACGCGUACGGCGCGUCGCCACACGUGGAACAGCUUCGCCGGUUCGACCCGGUGGUCCGGCCAGUGCAAACGGUGGUGCCGAAGGUGACGGCUGUCGAGCCCUCGGUGACCGUCCACAAGACGUUUGUUGACGUGCCAGUGUUGCACCAUCACGACCAACGCUUGCCGUACGUUGCUGCAGGGCCGGCCGCGGUGGUGCAGGCAGACUACGCGUCGCCCUACUACAACUAUCAGGUGGUUGACCGAUGAGCGGGCCAAAAAUGAAAACGAAACUCAUCAUAUUUGCUCAUGAACAUUUAUUAUUAUAAUGAUAGUGUAUAUAUAUAUAUAUAUUGUCGUAUCAAAACGUUUUACGCCGCUGGUGCGGCGCAAACAUAUUAUAUUACAAUUAUUAAAUUUACAUAAUGUUUUA